This is a messenger RNA of Trachemys scripta elegans, 1430 nucleotides long. It is a transcript of the gene RPL3L, whose product is annotated as ribosomal protein L3 like. The transcript is spliced from 10 exons. Bases 303 to 1370 code for a protein of 355 amino acids. Gene Ontology annotation, biological process: translation; ribosomal large subunit assembly. Gene Ontology annotation, cellular component: ribosome; cytosolic large ribosomal subunit. The record is from RefSeq and is a predicted model, not a curated record. Gene Ontology annotation, molecular function: RNA binding; structural constituent of ribosome. Lineage: Eukaryota; Metazoa; Chordata; Testudines; Emydidae.
AAUGGGGGGGGGGCAACUGCCUCCCCCCCGCAAAUGGUGUCCCCGCCCCAUGCACCCCUCGCUCCUUCCUAAGGGCGGGGGGGGGGGCACGUAAACUCCUGCAGCCCCAGGGGAGGGGGCGAGAGCGGGAUCCAGGCGGGCUGGAACGGUCCCAUCGCAAGUUUUCAGCUCCCAGGCAUGGCCACCUGGGCUUCCUCCCUCAUAAGAGAAGCCGGCGUCACCGCGGGAAGGUGAAGACCUGGCCCAAGGAUGAUCCCAGCAAGCCAGUCCACCUGACAGCCUUUCUGGGCUACAAAGCUGGCAUGACGCACAUCCUACGAGAAGUUCACAGGCCAGGACUGAAGCUUUCCAAGAGGGAAGAGGUGGAAGCAGUCACAAUAGUGGAGACCCCACCCCUGGUAGUGGUUGGGCUUGUGGGAUACAUAGACACUCCCAGGGGCCUGAGAAAUUUCAGGACCAUUUUUGCUGAGCACCUCAGCGAUGAGUGCAGACGCCGCUUCUACAAGAACUGGCACAAGAGCAAGAAAAAGGCCUUCACCAGGUACUGCAAAAAGUGGCAGGACAAGGACGGGAAGAAACAGCUAGAGAAGGAUUUUGCGGCCAUGAAGAAGUACUGCAAGGUCAUUCGAGUCAUCGUCCACACUCAGAUGAAGCUGCUCCCUCUACGUCAGAAGAAGGCCCACGUGAUGGAGAUUCAGCUGAACGGCGGGACGGUGGCCGACAAGGUGGACUGGGCUCACGAGAAGCUGGAGAAGCAGGUCUCUGUGCACACGGUCUUCAGCCAGAACGAAACGAUCGAUGUCAUCGGGGUGACCAAGGGGCGCGGGAUGAAAGGGGUGACCAGCCGCUGGCAUGCCAAGAAGCUCCCAAGGAAAACUCACAAAGGCUUACGCAAAGUCGCCUGCAUUGGAGCCUGGCAUCCAGCCCGGGUGGGCUACUCCAUUGCCCGGGCUGGCCAGAAGGGCUACCACCAUCGCACGGAGCUCAACAAGAAGAUUUACCGUAUUGGCCGUGGGGUCCACGUACAAGAUGGCAAAAUAGUGAAGAACAGUGCCGCGACAAACUACGACAUCACCGAGAAGAUGAUCACGCCGCUGGGUGGAUUUCCUCACUACGGUGCAGUCAACAAUGAUUUCAUCAUGCUGAAGGGCUGCGUCAUGGGCACUAAGAAACGUGUGCUCACUCUCAGAAAGUCCCUUCUGGUGCACAGCAGCCGUCGGGCUCUGGAACCCAUCGAACUGAAGUUCAUUGAUACCACUUCCAAGUUUGGCCACGGCUGCUUCCAGACUGCUCAAGAGAAGAGAGCUUUCAUGGGCCCCCAGAAGAAACACCUGGUGAAGGAGAAGCCAGAAUCCCAGGAAGAAUUGUAGAGGAUUGAAAUACACAUGGCCACCUUAACCUGGCAUCUCCAAUAAAGGGACUUCAAACCA